Messenger RNA from Gasterosteus aculeatus aculeatus (three-spined stickleback), 1119 nucleotides. NCBI's taxonomy places the organism in Eukaryota, Metazoa, Chordata, Actinopteri, Perciformes, Gasterosteidae. The record is from RefSeq and is a predicted model, not a curated record.
UCCGCUCCGCUUUUUACAGCCGCUCUCAGCGCGUCUUUGUCACUUUGUCCGGUGAACACAGAGACAUGGCUCCAUCCUUCAUCAGCGUCUCCCUCCUCUUCAUCGGCCUCCACGCAGCAGAUGGAUUCAUGGAGUUUGUGGCGACUGAAUGUGUCUUUAACUCCACGGAGCUGAAGGACAUCGAGUACAUCCAGUCUUAUUACUACAACAAGUUAGAAUACACGAGGUUCAGCAGCUCAGUGGGGAAGUUUGUCGGCUUCACUGAACGCGGAGUGAAGAACGCUGCAGCCUGGAACAACAACCCUUCAUAUCUGAGUAGAGCGAAGGCUCAGAAGGAGGUUUACUGUCUGAACCACGUCCCGGUCUAUUACAACAAUAUGCUGACUAAGUCCGCUGAGCCCUACGUCAGGCUGCACUCUGAGACGCCCCCUGGUGGUGGACCUUUGUCCAUGUUGGUCUGCAGCGUCUAUGACUUCUACCCCAAGAAGAUCAUAGUGAGGUGGACCAGAGACGGACGGCCAGAGACCACCGGGGUCACUUCUACCGACGAGCUGGCAGACGGGGAUUGGUACUACCAGACCCACUCCCACCUGGAGUACACGCCCAGGUCUGGAGAGAAGAUCUCGUGUGUGGUGGAGCACAUCAGUCUGAGUAAACCUCUGGUUACCGACUGGAACCCGUCCAUGCCCGAGUCUGAGAGGAACAAAGUCGCCAUCGGAGCCUCAGGACUGAUCCUGGGUCUGACUUUGUCUCUGGCUGGAUUCAUCUACUACAAGAGGAAAGCCAGAGGACGGAUCCUGGUUCCCAGUCACUGAACCGGUCCUGGUCUUGGUUCUGGUCCUGCUGCUCGUCAGAUGGAAGGAAAAGCCGGACUGGAUCAGAUGUGGAUGGGUGCUGGAUCAGGUUCUGGAGCAUCACAGCUGGAUGUGGACUCUGCUUCUUCUACGUGUGACUCACAGCUUUUCUGUGUGAAAUCAACAUAAACGACUCGAUUAGUUGAAAUGAGACGUGAUCAGUUAUCUGAAUGAUUUGGGGCUCGUUGGUUCUGUGAUUCUUACAUUUAUAUUUUCUUACUGCAGUGAAACGUGUUAGAAACACAAUAAACAUCAGACAACUGGG